AGAAAGAAAAGAAAAGAAAAUAAGUUUGGUUCCACCAAGGACAGAUUUCAUCAUCGAUAAAGAAAGCUGCUUCUCUGAGAAAGGAACUUGAAGAACAGAGCAGACCCACACAUUCUCUCUUUUCAUCUAGAAUGCCAUUUUUCAGACCAUUUCUAUCACUAUAGAUUGAAGGAAUGGAGGGCGGUUCAACCUGGGUUUAGUUGAAGCAAAAACAUGCUGAAUUGCCUGUUAUAUGCACGGAAAAAAUGGAUGUGGGAGGGGGGAAAGGGGAUAAUGUAACGGGACUUAAUGUUCUAUCUAAUAAGGGUGGUGAUAAUAAUUGGGAUGUAACUGAACAAUCGCCAGAGAUAGAGGUUGUUGUUAAUCAGGAUGAUGAUGGAGCUGGAGGGGGUAAGCCAUUCGUGGGGAUGGAAUUUGACUCAGAGGAUGCAGGCAAGUCGUUCUAUGAUGGGUAUGCAAGGCGGUUGGGGUUUAGUACGCAUGUUGGUCAGUUUAAACGUGCGAAGCCUGAUGGGCCAAUUGUAACAUGGGAUUUUGCAUGCUCAAGGGAGGUUUUUAAGAGGAAAAAUAUUGAAAGCUGUAAUGCGAUGUUUAGGAUAGAGCAAAGGGACGGAGGGAAGUGGGUUGCGACAAAAUUUGUGGAGGAUCAUAAUCAUUCUAUGGUUACUCCUAGUAAGGUUCAUUACCUUAGACCUCGUAGGCAUUUUGCUGGAGCCACCAAAAAUGUUCCCGAAACAUUGGAUGCCACAACUGAUGUUUUUGUUUCAACGGAUGGAAAUCAUAUUUCUUAUGAAGCAAAUAGGGUUAGGAGUGCCUCCUCUGUUGAACCUAAUCGCCUUGUAAGGAAUAUGAUGCCUGUAGGCUAUGUCAGACCUUCUAGCCAAAGGAGAAUGCUGGGGAGAGAUGCUCAAAAUCUCCUGAACUAUUUCAAGAAGAUGCAGGCUGAAAAUCCUGGCUUUUAUUAUGCAAUACAGCUUGAUGAUGAUAACCGAAUGACUAAUGUUUUCUGGGCUGAUGCAAGAUCAAGGACAGCUUAUAACUACUUUGGAGAUGCAGUUAUUUUUGACACAAUGUAUCGACCAAAUCAGUAUCAGAUUCCAUUCGCUCCUUUCACAGGCAUAAAUCAUCAUGGCCAGACAGUUUUGUUUGGUUGUGCAUUACUUCUAGACGAGUCUGAGUCUUCUUUUGCUUGGCUAUUCAAGACAUGGUUAUCUGCAAUGAAUGAUAGACCUCCUGUUUCCAUCACCACUGACCAAGAUAGAGCAAUACAAGCAGCAGUUUCACAGGUCUUUCCAGAAACUCGCCACUGCAUUUGCAGGUGGCACAUCUUGAGGGAAGGACAAGAAAGGUUGGCACAUAUCUACCUUGUUCAUCCUUCCUUCUAUGGUGAGCUCUAUGGCUGCAUUAACUUUUCUGAGGCAAUUGAAGAUUUUGAAUCAUCAUGGAGUGCUCUUCUUGAUAAGUAUGAUCUCCAUAAAAAUGAGUGGCUUCAGGCAGUAUAUAAUGCUCGUCAACAGUGGGCUCCAGUUUAUUUUCGUGGUACUUUCUUUGCUACUCUUUCUUCAAACCAAGGGGUUAGCUCCUUUUUUGAUGGGUAUGUAAAUCAGCAGACAACCAUACCACUUUUCUUUAAGCAGUAUGAAAGGGCUCUAGAACAUUCUCUGGAGAAGGAAAUAGAAGCAGAUUGUGAUACAAUCUGCACCACACCUGUGCUGAAGACACCAUCGCCAAUGGAACAGCAGGCAGCAAACCUUUACACAAAGAAGGUUUUUUCAAAGUUUCAGGACGAACUAGUUGAAACUUUUGUGUAUACUGCAAACAAGAUUGAGGGUGAUGGCAUAGCUAGUAAAUACAGGGUUGCAAAAUAUGAACAUGAUCAUAAGGCAUAUUUUGUUACCCUGAAUGUUUCUGAGAUGAAAGCAAGUUGUAGCUGUCAGAUGUUUGAAUAUUCAGGCAUUCUAUGUAGACAUAUAUUGACAGUCUUCACAGUUACGAAUGUUCUUACCCUCCCAUCACAUUACAUAUUAAAGCGGUGGACCAGGAAUGCCAAAUCUUGGGUUGGAUUGGAUGAUCAACAUGCUGAUCCUCAAGGUAUUGAGACUCUAACCACCCGCUUCAAUAGCCUAUGUCAGGAAGCCUUUAAAUUGGCAGAAGAAGGGGCAGUCGCCCCAGAGACUUAUAAUACAGCAAUCAGUGCUCUUAGAGAGGCUGGGAAAAAGGUUGCUUUUGUAAAGAAGAAUGUAGCUAAAGUCACACUGCCUAGCUCUCAUAAUAGUGGAAAUAGUCAUGAAGAGGGUAGCAAAAAGACUGCUUCUCCGGUUUCUGAAAUGGUCCCAUCUUUGUGGCCAUGGCAAGAUGCAGUGUCACCUCGCUUUAAUCUUAAUGAUGUUGGGGCUCCACUUGCUGAUUUGAAUCAACCUAGCAUGGUCCCUGUGUCUAUUCAUCGUGAUGGUGGUCACCCUGAUAGCACGGUGGUUCUCACUUGUUUUAAGUCCAUGACUUGGGUUAUAGAAAAUAAAAAUGCAAUGGAAGCUGGUAAAGUAGCUGUCAUAAACUUGAAGCUGCAUGACUACGGCAAGAAUCCUUCAGGAGAGACAGAAGUGCAGUUUAGGCUCACAAGGAUUACGCUGGAGCCUAUGUUGAGAUCGAUGGCUUACAUCAGUCAACAGCUCUCAACACCAGUCAAUAGGGUUGCUGUCAUAAAUUUGAAGCUCCAAGAUACAAAGACAACUUCUGGGGAAACAGAAGUAAAAUUUCAAGUGUCAAGAGAUACUUUGGGUUCUAUGUUGAGAUCGAUGGCAUAUAUUCGGGAGCAACUUUGAUAAUUUGUGCUUGAAUCAGAUAACAUGCUCUUCAAAAAGAUGUAUAAGUUCCUACAUGUGAGCUCAUAGCCAUUCUGAGCUCUCUCCACAUGUGGAAUGCUUGUUGCUGCAGUUCAGAUGCUGGUGGUGUGUGGCAUUGAGUCUAGUUACGGUAGUAUACUUCUUUAGUCGUAGCCAGGUACGGUAAUUUUUGUGACAGCAGCCACAUUCCGUUUAGUCGUAGGCAAUGUCAUUCUUGUCUCUUAACUUCUAGUGACAAAUGUGUAUUAGCUAUUUGUUGGAAACUCAUUUGUAAAUCUAAGUCAUGAAAGAAACAUUGGCUUAUUGGCCUGCUCCCUCUCAA
Messenger RNA from Theobroma umbraticum, 3165 nucleotides. It is a transcript of the gene FRS3, whose product is annotated as FAR1-related sequence 3. Gene Ontology annotation, biological process: regulation of DNA-templated transcription. The record is from RefSeq and is a predicted model, not a curated record. Lineage: Eukaryota; Viridiplantae; Streptophyta; Magnoliopsida; Malvales; Malvaceae. Gene Ontology annotation, molecular function: zinc ion binding.